Messenger RNA from Musca vetustissima, 579 nucleotides. RefSeq lists its product as uncharacterized. Bases 1 to 579 code for a protein of 192 amino acids. NCBI's taxonomy places the organism in Eukaryota, Metazoa, Arthropoda, Insecta, Diptera, Muscidae. The transcript has a single exon. The record is from RefSeq and is a predicted model, not a curated record.
AUGCCUAAAUUUAUGCAAAUCCUUUUCGUUGCCUUCUUGGCUUUGGCUUUGGUUGCCGCCGAACCAAAACGUUUCCAAGGUAGACGUAAUCGUUUUUUGGCCCGUCAAGAAGUUGAAGAACCAGUUACUCCUUAUCCCACCGCUGAUGAAUUGAAACCUGAAGUUCCUUUCGAUGAAGCUGUUGCUGCUGAAGGACAAACUACAUUCACACCUGUUGCUGCCGAAGGUGAAACUCCCUUCACACCUGUUGCCGCCGAGGGAGAAACUCCCUUCACCCCUGUUGCCGCCGAAGGAGAAACUCCCUAUACACCUGAUGAAGUUUAUGGUCCACCAGAAGAAGAGGAAGCUGUAGUCGAUACCCAAGAAGUGGUAGAAGAAGAAUACGUACCCACCGAAGAAGAGAUCGCCUCGGCUCGUUUGACUUCUCGUCGUGGCGGUGCCCGCAAAGCUGCUGUUCGUCCAGCUAAAUUGCGUAAAAUUGCUGCCCGUCCCGCUAAAUUGCGUAAAGCUUCUCCAGCCCGUCUCCAAGUUCAACCACAAUAUGUACCCCAACCCCUCUUCUAUUAUAUUGCCCAUUAA